Molecule: messenger RNA, 690 nt
Organism: Pollicipes pollicipes
Lineage: Eukaryota; Metazoa; Arthropoda; Thecostraca; Pollicipedomorpha; Pollicipedidae
Product: venom allergen 5-like
Exons: 1
Coding region: 1-690 (229 amino acids)
Source: RefSeq, a predicted model, not a curated record
AUGACGCGUUGCGCGGCACUGGUGCUCCUCCUGGCGACGGCCGCCGCCGCCAACUACUGCACUCUGCCCUCUUGCCCCGGCAGGACGCACACCAUGUGCAAGUACCCUCGUAGCAACCCGGGUUCCUCCUGCGAUAGGGUGCUCGAGCGUGGCGUUAGCCGCGCAGAUCGAGCUUUGAUCCUCAGGGAGCACAACAGGAUCCGCCAGGCGGUGAAGGCCGGCCGGUACGCCUCGAAGAACCUGCCGGCCGCCAAAGCCAUGCCCGACCUCAGGUGGGACUCCGAGCUGGCGCGGGUGGCGCAGCGCUGGGCUGACCAGUGUUUGUACGGCCACGACAAGUGCCGCAGCGUGCCACGCUUCUACGUCGGCCAGAACUUUGCCUUCACAUCGGGCGCCGCCAGGGACUGGAACGGUAGAGCGAUCCGCCAGUGGUUCCACUCGGAGCUGCCGUUCUUCCGGCAGAGCGACCUGGUGUUCCGCCGGGGCACGGACCCGGCAACCGGCCGCGCCAUCGGUCACCUGACCCAGGUCAUCUGGGCGCGCACCACCAAAAUCGGCUGUGGCUACAUGGCUUGGGGCAAUGACAAGUGGGCAGCUCGCACAUACUUCUGUAACUACGGACCGGGUGGGAACAUCCGGCACCACAAGAUCUACCAGCGUGGUCAAUCACCAGGGACCUGCCGUGGCUAG